AUCUGCUUCAGCGAAUAAUAAAGCGAAAUUUUUACGUUAUAACGAUUGUCGACAAUCAUGGAUAAACUAACUGUUGAGUGGUUGAAUAUAGAAAAAGAUUUUUUUACUGCGGGACACUCCGUUUACGGAGCUGUGUCAAUGGCGGCGGCUGAUAGAUGGUAUUUCAGUAAAGAAGAACUUUUGAAUUCUCCCAGUAAAAAAUGUGGUAUCGACGCAGAUAAAGAAUUAUCAUAUAGACAACAAGCAGCUAAUUUUAUUCAAGAUAUGGGACAAAGACUUCAAGUUACACAACUAUGUAUUAACACUGCAAUUGUAUAUAUGCAUCGUUUUUAUGUAUUCCAUUCAUUUUCAAAGUUUCAUCGAAAUGCAAUAGCAACAUGUGCCCUAUUUUUGGCUGCCAAAGUUGAAGAACAACCUCGUAAACUAGAACAUGUUAUCAGAAUUGCACAUCUUUGUCUACAUCGUGACACUCCCCCAAUGGAUCCAAAGAGUGAGGCAUAUAUGGACCAAGCUCAUGAAUUAGUUGGGAAUGAAAAUAUUAUGUUACAAACUCUAGGCUUUGACAUUGCAAUUGAACAUCCACAUACGUAUGUUGUAAAGUGCUGUCAGUUAGUUAGAGCAAGCAAAGAUCUUGCACAAACAUCAUAUAUAAUGGCCACAAACAGUUUGCAUCUGACUACAAUGUCUUUACAAUAUAAACCAACUGUUGUAGCUUGUGUAUGCAUUCAUCUGGCAUGUAAAUGGUCUAGUUGGGAGCUUCCUUGUUCUAAUGAAGGGAAGGAAUGGUUCUGGUAUGUUGACAAAUCAGUCACUCUUGAACUUCUUGAAGAAUUAACAUCAGAAUUCCUGUUGAUUUUGGAUAAAUGUCCAAGUCGAUUAAAAAGAAAAAUUACUACUGGAAGUGUAAAAGAUUUACAAGCAAUGGAAAAGCGCCUUAAAAAUGAGGCUCCUUGCUCGACUACAGCAGUCUUUUCUCAUGAUAAAGGACAAACAAGACAGGAUGAUAAGAAAUUAUCUUUGGAUUCCAAACAGUCUAGCCAUCAUCACAAAAGUGUGUUGUCACCAGCUACUAAAGAAAGCCAGCAUCAUUCAAAAGCCAGUGUUGUACAGUGUGCCACUACAUUACCUCCUCCUAAUGUUGCUGUUCCUAUGAUGCAACAACCUUCACCAUCAAAACGUUCCAAAGGUGAAAAUCCCCAUUCCAUUAGUCUUGCAGUUUACAAAGAAAUGAAGGAGAAGGAAAAGGAAAAGGGACAGUUGCUUGAGCAAAAGUUAAAAGCACAACAGAAUAAAACUGACAGUCACAAUAAUCCAAUACAAAUACAUUCUGUCCCUAAUAAUAAGAAAUUAAGUAAAGAUGAAAGAAAAUCCCAUCACCAUCAAAAUGUUUCUGACAGAGAGAGAAUGAAAUAUAUGAAACAAAUGCACCUAAAACAAGAAGAAAAUUCAAGUUUCCUUAAUGAUGAACUAUCGAGUGAACAUGGAACAUCUAAACUAACAAAUGAAGAAAUUUUACAGCAAAAAAUUGCAGACGACAUGAGACAAAUUGCUAUGAGUAGAAUUUCUGAUAAUAGAAUGGAUAACAUAUUGAGUGAUAUUCAUUCGGAUGACUUCAAACUUGAAACUGUGAUGUCUAAACAUAAAGAACAAUCUGAAGUUCCUGCAAAUCCUCACAAUCAUCAUGACAAAAAUUCCUCUCGACUUUCAAGUACUGUUCAGCAGGGAAAUCAACACUCACUCCAUUCAGAACAAGACACAAAAUUAAGGCAUGAUUCGAGGCAUACUUCUGAAAUUUGGUCAGGAUUUUCAAGUAUAUCUCAAUCAAAUUUAUUUAAUGAAGAGCAUGGUUCAACAACAACAAAAUUAAAUAAAGUUAAACAUCAGAGGCAUAGGAUAUCUGGCCAAAUUCUGCACGAAGAUGGUAUUUUGCACGAUAGAGAAGAAACAAGAAGAGCAAUAGAAGAUGGAGACAAUUCAAGUAACCAGAAAAUGACUGAAAUUAUUCCUGCCAAUUACAAAUCAGAUAAUGACCUAUCUAAAAAAUCUGAUUCCUCAUAUGAAAAAUCUAGUGAAUUGCAAACUAAACAAGAUAGGCGGGAAAAACACAAACACAAGCAUUAUUCUCAUAAUUCUGAGAAAAUUAAUGUUUCAGAUCAGAUAACUCCAACAUCUGUUUCUGGUGGUUUAAAAAUAACUAUACCUAAAGAUAAAAUUAUGUUGAGUAAUGUGAAAUCUGAUACAGCGCAAAGAUCAAGUAGUGGUAGUCCACCAAGAGAAGCAUUGAAAAUAAAAAUCCCCAAAGUAAAAAUAUCAAAUAAUGAACAGUCCAAAAUGCCUAGUAAUGCAAAUGCUACGAAUACAAAUUCUGGCCUAAAAUUAGUUAUUACUAAGGACAAAAAACAAAAAUAUCAUUCAUUUUCUUGUGCACCUCAAAAAGCAGAAAGAGAAGCUCGUAAACGUGAGAGAAGUCCAAACGAGACAUCACAUGACAAACCGGCAGAAUUAUCAGUCAUAGACAGGCCAUCAAAAGUGGCAAAAUAUGACCAGUCUUCUCAUGUAAGGAAGUCUCAUCUUACAAAUGAUGGAUCAGACAUUCCAUUGCCUCCUGAUUCGAAUAAAACAAAUAUGCACAAUCAGCAAUUUGACUCUACAAAUAAACAAGUAAUAAUCAAUACUCCAACUAUGCCGUACCAAAUGCCUAAACCCAAUCCUGUUUCACAGACUUUUCUUACAUAUAAUAAUCAGUAUUAUCCAUCUUACACCUGCUACCCGUAUCCUACUCCGGUUCAAUUACCCGUUAAUACAACAAGACUUUCUCAACUCUACAAUCGGCCAGCAAUGCCACCACCGUUACCAACAGGAGAUCCUCCUCUUCCACGAGAACCUCCACCACCUCCACCACCUCCCCCACCAGAAUAGUGUGUAGUAAUUAUACACUUAAGAAGGGGAAGUACAUACAUAUAAAUAUAUAAAUAUAUAUAUAUAGAAACUUAUAUUGACUUAAAGAUUGGUGCUUAUAUAAUUGUAUAGUGCUAUUGUGCCUGAGGGACUGAAAAGGGUUCUUCAAUUGAUUGGUGAACUUAGGAACUGAUGUGAAAAUUAAGAUAUGUAAUUUAUUCCAAUGCAAUGUAAGAAUCAUGAUAGCAAAAUGGAAACCGUCACCAGAUUAAUUUGUGAUGUUUAGUUUCCUAUCAUUUGUGAAUAAUUUCUAGCCUUGAUUAUAAGGCUACUAUAAUGUACCUAAAUAUUUCAUGUCAUACCAAUUUGCAAAAUCAUUUUUAAAAUUCUGCUCAUCAUAUAGCUGUUGUUAUCACGAACAGAAAAUAAAUAUGCUUUACUUCAUCUGAAUAGUUGUUGUUACACAUUGUAUAAAAGGUUGUAUUAAAUAGAAACUUUUUCCUCUUAAAGUUAUAUAUGUAAUUUUGAAGAUAAUUUUCAAAAAUCUUAAAGUAAUAUGCAAGUCCUACAGACUUGCUACUGAAAUUUUGAGAUUAUGGCCUAAAUUUGUGAAGAUUUUUAAAAUUGAAUAAACUGCAAAAUUAUAUGUAUUCUCAAUACAUUAAUUACUAAUGGAUCAUUGUCACAGCAAGAAUAAUACUCGGAUCACACGAACUAAAACAUAUUUGGAAAUUGUGCCGAUCUGGAUUAUUAAAUUUAAAUAAAUAAGGAUAAUUAAGUCAUUGAGAGCAAACACACUGGAAUUUUUUUACUACAGAAAUUUGACCAAUGGAUAAAUUAUAAUUAUGUUAAUUAGAAAUGUUUUCUUCAUUAUUGAUCUCUGUUUUUAUUUUAUCAGGAUAAAUUUUGGUACAAGACUAUUUUUACACGAUAAAAUGCUUGUGUAAAUAUUUUCAGCGGAUUAAAGCCAACAACUUUUACCAAUGAGUGUCAAAGAAUUAUAUUUUAGGCACAGGACUAAAUAAAAUCAACAGCAGAAGUUACAGUAAUUGUUAGAAUAUAUAAAUUCUUACAUUUAAUUUCAAUGAAAUUUGGGUAUUUGAAUUAAUUUAUAAUCAAGAUUGAAAAAGGUUUUUUUUUAAUUCAGAUCUUUGAUGGCCAUAACAAAUUAAUAAAGAUUAGAAUAUCGAUAUAAUAAAAUUUCUGUGUUCGUAAAACAAAAGGUGGAACAAAGCAAAUUUAAAUGGGUUAGGCAUGGCAAAGAUUUUUGAAAAUAAACUUAUUUUUCAAUCUACCAUUUUUAUUUAUUAGUGACAGGAAUGAAUGACUUUAAUACUUUUUGUUUUGACUCAUUUAAAAAAAAUCUCUCAUGUAAUUUGCAUGCAGGACAUUAUAUAAUGCAUGAGAUAAGUUUUAUUCCUAGCAAUUUAGUACUUCUGUGUAUCGUUACAUUGAGGUCUGUAUCCACGAACAAUUGGAAUCGGGUCAUUAACUUAAAUGUAUCGCAACAACAACUGUCAUUUAAGUUGAAUAUUCUAAAGAACAGGUUUUUCUGAGAAUUUCAUCUGUGAAGAGAGAGAGCUUUGUAUAUUUUAACUAACUAUUCAUUCAAUGUUGACUGAUUAAUUGUAAUAUAUCAAUCUUUUGAUUCAAUUAUUUUCUGAAUCUUUGAUAAUUGCUUUCUAUGAUUUCCUUUAAGAAUUUAUUUAUUCAAAUUAUGAAUAAUUUCUGAAUAAAUACAAAUAUGAUUAUAGACUUUUGUAUAUAUUGAAUUAUUUUUUGUAAUUAAAAUGUGAAUAUAGGAUUUUAACUGUGUUGCAAUAGUGUUUCAACCACCACCCAAUUUAAAAAGCCAACUCUAGUCAAUUCUUUUAUAUGCUUAAAAAUUUUAUUUCUUAAAGAAGACACAUCCCGCAUCAUUAAAAAAAUUAAUUGUAUAUCAUUUUUAAAGAUACGGCAGUAACUUGAUAUAACAAAAUUCGAGGACCCAUUAAAACUUUAAAUGAUUUUUAUUCUAAAGUUGUAUUGAAAAAAAAUUA
Centruroides sculpturatus (bark scorpion) is the source of this 4937-nucleotide messenger RNA. Its product is annotated as cyclin-T2-like. Gene Ontology annotation, biological process: positive regulation of DNA-templated transcription, elongation; regulation of transcription by RNA polymerase II. Gene Ontology annotation, molecular function: cyclin-dependent protein serine/threonine kinase activator activity. Lineage: Eukaryota; Metazoa; Arthropoda; Arachnida; Scorpiones; Buthidae. The transcript has 11 exons. The record is from RefSeq and is a predicted model, not a curated record. Gene Ontology annotation, cellular component: cyclin/CDK positive transcription elongation factor complex; nucleus. Bases 58 to 2919 code for a protein of 953 amino acids.